AUGCGAAGCAAGAGCAUCCGAUAUCCACCCGAGUGGGCAACCAUGGCCACCUACCUCUCCACCCACCCUCCGCCCAUCGGCGAGCCCUUCCAACCCUUCCUAACCCCCGAGCUGGAGAUGCACCGCACCUUCAGCCGUCGCUCAGAACAGAGUCCAGCCGCAAUGGCGGCCCAGGACUGGGCGAUCAAGACGUACAUCCUCUUCAAGCGUGUCAAGGCGGCUCGCGACGACCUCUUCUUCGCCACAUACGAGGUCCGUCUCCACCCAUCCCCCCAAACCAUGACUCUUCUGGAGGCGCAGCGGAACGUUGUGCGCAUCCUGGUCACCGAGCUGCGUGCCAACCUCAAGGCUGGGCGGCAAUAUCACGUCGACUUUAAAGAGGAUGAGAAGGUGUUGGCACAGGUCGGGAGUCUGUUCUACCACGCGGUCAGUAUCUGGCGAGCUAUGGAACGGUUUCUGGAGGCGUUUGAUGAUGACGGGAUGCCACGCUUCGUGAACCAUGAUCAGCGGAGUAGUGUUGGCUCGCCACGGCCUCCCAAGAACCGGCGGCGAAGCCAGGCUGUUUCAGCCUUAGAGACAGUCCAGGAGGACGCGGACAGCUCGGACUCGGAUGAUUCAAUCUUCUAG
Messenger RNA from Cutaneotrichosporon cavernicola, 627 nucleotides. RefSeq lists its product as uncharacterized. The transcript is spliced from 2 exons. The coding region runs from base 1 to 627 and encodes 208 amino acids. The record is from RefSeq and is a predicted model, not a curated record. Lineage: Eukaryota; Fungi; Basidiomycota; Tremellomycetes; Trichosporonales; Trichosporonaceae.